AUGGGAUUGGGUUGUGUACUUUACAUUGUCAUCCUCUCUGGUCUAUUGCUACUGCUUCCUGGGCUUUCUUCUUCACAUCCCUUAUGUACUGACUCUACUGCACCUUUGACUCCAAAGACACCUCUCACCUUCUGCCCUUAUAAAGGAAGAAUAUGUUGUAAUUCUACUAAGGAUCUUCAACUGGAAACACAGUUUAAGUCGAUGAACAUUUCAGAUUCUGCUUGUGCUUCUAUUAUGAAAUCAAUUCUCUGUGCGACUUGUGACCAAUUUUCAGCCGAGCUAUUUACAAUUGAUUCUGGACCUCGGUCAGUUCCUGUCCUAUGCGACUCCGCGAAUAACUAUUGUGGAAAGGUUUGGUCUGCAUGCUAUAAUGUGUCUAUGAUGAAUUCCCCUUUUGUUCCAUUGCAAGGAAGUAUGGAGGAAGCAGUUAAUUCCACUUCUUCCAAACUAACAGAUCUAUGGAAAUCAAAAAGUAAGUUUUGUAAAGCAUUUGGAGGAGCAUCCAGUACUGAUUCAGUAUGUUUUGAUGGUGAACCAGUUUUACUAAAAACUACUAAAACUGUGCAUCCCCCGAGCGGUCUGUGCCUUGAGAAAAUUGGGAAUGAAUCGUACGUUGAUAUGGUUGGUCAUUCUGACGGAUCUAACCGUGUCUUCUUAUCUGAUCAACAAGGUAGAAUAUGGUUGGCAACUAUUCCUAAUGUGGAAUCUGGGGGAACGUUAGGACCUGAUGAACUGAUUCUGUUUCUAGAUAUAUCAGACAGAGUUUAUGCAACUGACAGGCUAGGAGUAAGGGGCAUUGCAUUUCAUCCAAAAUUUAUGGAAAAUGGCCGGUUCUUUGUUUCAUUCAGUUGUGACGAGUCGAAAUGGGAUCAAUGUUCUGGUAUGUGUUCAUGUAAUUCAGAUGUGAAUUGUGAUCCUUCAGAAAUUGCUCCUUUUAAUGGGGGUUCUCCAUGCCAGUAUUAUAGUGUUAUCUCAGAAUUCACUGCUAAUGGCACUAAGUCACAAGUUUCUUUUUCCUCGUCUAUAGAUGUUAACAAGUUAGAAGUUAGAAGAAUAUUUACUAUGGGGCUUCCAUAUACUGGUCAUCAAGGGAGUCAGAUUCUCUUUGGACCCUCAGAUGGAUAUUUGUAUUAUAUGAUGGGAGAUGGUGGGGGUGUUGGUGAUCCUUACAAUUUUUCCCAAAACAAGAAAUCUUUGCUUGGAAAGAUAAUGAGGUUUGAUGUGGAUAACUUUCCAGGUCCAACAGAGAUAAAUGCACUUGGUCUUUGGGGAAACUAUUCUAUACCCAAAGGUAAUCCAGUUUCUGAAGAUAAUGAAUUGAGGCCUGAAAUUUGGGCUUUGGGGCUAAGAAAUCCUAAGAGAUGUUCUUUUGAUUCAGAGAGGCCUUCCUAUUUUCUCUGUGGAGAUAUUGGAGAGGAUAGAUAUGAAGAGGUGGAUCUUAUCACAAAGGGUGGAAACUACGGAUGGCGUGUUUAUGAGGGUCCAUAUCUUUACAAUCCUCAAAGAUCACCAGGUGGAAAUACUUCUGCCAAUUCAAUAAAUCACAUCUUCCCUAUAAUGGGAUAUGAUCACUCUGCUAUAAACAAGAACAUAUACCCAGAGGGGGCAGCAAUUAUAGGUGGCUACUUGUAUCGGUCCUUGACCGAUCCAUGCACAUAUGGAAGGUACAUCUAUGCUGAUGUCUUUGCUGAAGCUAUAUGGGUUGGUACUGAAAACCCAGAGAACAGUGGAAACUUCACCAGCAACCAGAUUGCAUUCAAAUGUGCUGAUGACUCUCCAAUCCAAUGUAACUUCAUAGAGGGAAGUAGUCUCCUUGCUUUGGGUUAUAUAAAUGCAUUUGGUCAGGAUAAUAGGAAGGAUGUUUACAUUUUUGCCACCACUGGUGUGUAUAGAAUUGUUCGUCCAAGUCGGUGCAACUACAUGUGCUCCAAGGAAAAUGUUUCAUCUGUUGCAAGUUCUGGUCCUUCAAAUUAUUCUUCAUUCAGGAGCUCAUUUUGGAUACAAUAUUAUUAUCUGGUGCUUUUGUUCUCUGUAUUAAUGCUUCUACAGGAGCUUAUUUAUUGAGCUAUAGGUUGUUGUGCUUGUUA
Messenger RNA from Macadamia integrifolia, 2087 nucleotides. Its product is annotated as HIPL1 protein-like. Bases 1 to 2064 code for a protein of 687 amino acids. The transcript has 7 exons. The record is from RefSeq and is a predicted model, not a curated record. Lineage: Eukaryota; Viridiplantae; Streptophyta; Magnoliopsida; Proteales; Proteaceae.